UUAUGGUUGGUUGUUAGGAUCUGAUUGUACUUUAACUUGGUCAAAAAGAAUGAAGAUCGCUUUAGAAGCGGCAAAAGGGCUUGCUUUCCUUCAUGGUGCCGAAACACCCGUCAUAUACCGCGACUUCAAGACGGCCAACAUCUUGCUCGAUGAGGACUUCAAUGCAAAGCUGUCGGAUUUCGGACUUGCAAAGGAUGGACCAAUGGUAGACCAAACCCAUGUUUCAACACGAGUGAUGGGAACACAGGGUUACGCUGCUCCUGAAUAUUUGGACUGGCCAUUUAACAGCAAUGAGCGAUGUUUACGGGUUUGGAGUAGUGUUAUUAGAGAUGCUACUUGGGAGAAGAGUAAUGGACAAGGGGGGGCUUAGCCGAGGACAAAACCUGGUCGAUUGGGCUCGACCACUUUUGAACCAUAACAACAAACUUAUUAAGAUCUUAGACCCUAACAUGGAAGGUCAAUACUCACCUAGAAUUGCAAUGAAGGUAGCCCAUUUGGCUUAUUUAUGCCUCAGCGAAAACCCAAAAGGCCGACCUGUGAUGAGCCAAGUUGUCGAAUUUCUCGAGAAACAUCAGGCAGAAGAUGUCAGCCACGACAAAGCUCCCAACAAGUCCCCCCGGACUCCCG
Molecule: messenger RNA, 627 nt
Organism: Hibiscus syriacus
Lineage: Eukaryota; Viridiplantae; Streptophyta; Magnoliopsida; Malvales; Malvaceae
Product: probable serine/threonine-protein kinase PBL17
Exons: 3
Coding region: 50-370 (106 amino acids)
Biological process (GO): protein phosphorylation
Molecular function (GO): ATP binding; protein kinase activity
Source: RefSeq, a predicted model, not a curated record